Molecule: messenger RNA, 819 nt
Organism: Lytechinus pictus (painted urchin)
Lineage: Eukaryota; Metazoa; Echinodermata; Echinoidea; Temnopleuroida; Toxopneustidae
Product: calcium-activated chloride channel regulator 4A-like
Exons: 5
Coding region: 1-819 (272 amino acids)
Source: RefSeq, a predicted model, not a curated record
AUGUUGCAGGUAUUGGGGCCAUACGCACAAGGUGGGUCUAUCGUACUUCUGAGUGAUGGCAUGGAGAUUAUACCGUCUCCAGUAAUCAAAGACAUACUUCACAACAUUACAGAGGCAGGAGUCAUUAUUGACACCAUCACUAUAAGCAACUAUGCUGACCAGCAGAUGGAGGAUCUAUCCACAAACACUUACGGCACAUCAGGGUUCUGUCCCGAUAGAUGUGAUACUGAUAAUGAGAGUGGAAAUUGCUUAACGCCACAAUUCCUGAGUACCAUAACAGAUAGACCUGACGUAGGAACGGGCGCAACCCCUGUACUGAUCUUGAACUCCGAAAUAACUAUCAAGUCCGAUUCUGGAUUCCAUGUUUUUCCGGUGGUCAUCGAUGACGCCCUUGGCAAUAACACGGUGAUCACAGUAGAGUGGACAGAGAGUAAUUCAAUACUGGUCGAAGUUGCUGGUCCAAACGGUACUCAGAUUGACCAUAACGAUCCCAGAUAUUAUACAGGAGACAAGAUAGUAACGAUUGCCAUACCUCAGGCGCAGGCUGGUUUAUGGUACAUAAGAAUAAGCGGCAUAACUCAUGCUGAACAUGCAAGUGUAUCAGUAACAUCUGAGCAAUCUACAAAAUACUCCCCCGUCACAGUGAAGGUUCUCUUGGGAUCCCUUAAUGUGGAUUAUUCUAGCAAACCAGCUCUAGCAAUUUAUGUUAAGGUUGAACAAGAUUAUUUACCGGUACUCAAUGCUACUGUCACAGCUAUCGUUUCAUCAGAAUCGUCUUCCACGACGUUAUCUCUUUUUGACAACGGGAGGGCUAUAUAA